Molecule: messenger RNA, 5833 nt
Organism: Biomphalaria glabrata
Lineage: Eukaryota; Metazoa; Mollusca; Gastropoda; Planorbidae
Exons: 26
Coding region: 286-4836 (1516 amino acids)
Molecular function (GO): protein binding
Source: RefSeq, a predicted model, not a curated record
AAGUCUCCUUUAAGACGUUCUAGAUCCAGAUAGAUUUAGGCCUAUCUAAUCAAGAUCUAGGCUUCUAAGAAUCAAUUCAAGUAACACUUCAUUGAGUCUGGAUUGAGUCCAUAUAAUAUAAUAUUAAUAAGAAUAAUUCGAUAAUAAUAAUAAUACUUAACUUAAUAAAAGACAAAAGUUAAUUAAUACUAAGUGACACUAAGUCGAACUUCUAAGUACUCUAAGUGACAGUCACAGUGAGUCUGAGUGAGUAAGUCACGUAAGUCGGACGGUGCUGGCUUUAAAAUGCCUACAACUACCUUGGGUGAAAUCUUUACAUUAAGUCUUGAUGUGGCAACAGCAGAAAACAUAUUUGCAUUUUACAUUGGUGCUCUUUUGCUACUUGCAUACUUUCUAUCAAUAACAGUUUCAUCUCUGCAUAUUCGUUCAGAUUCUGUAGUAUAUCCUUUGUCUAGGCCACAAGUUGGUACUUAUUUUACUGAGUAUAUAAUUAAAGUAAAAACUUCCUUAAGGAUGGGCUCUUCAUUUGAUGAAAGGGGAAGGAUUAUUAUACAACUUAUUGGAACCUUUGCUGACUCUGUUCCACUACAUCUCAAACAAGGCAAAGGGAUAGAGUUCUUCCUGGAACGUGGCACAACAAAUAUAUUUGUUUACCAUUCACCAUAUGUUUUAGGAGAUAUUCAAGAAAUUACAAUCACUAUGGUCAAUGAUGCUCCCCAUGAGAUACCAUUUGUUCAGUGGAGGCCAGCUUACAUUGCUGUGAUGCAGCCAGCAACCAGACUUUUGUGGAGUACGAUAGGAAAGAAGAUGAUCUGUUUAGAGAUUAUUCAAGACACCUUCACAUGUGUUCCUGAUAAAAAGGAAAGAUAUGGCUUUGUCAAAGCCCUGUGUUUAUUUGAUAUAUGGAUAUCAAUGAUGCACUCACCUAUAAGAUUUGGAACCUACAGUAAUUUUGUUAAUGUACUGAUGAUAUUUUAUGUGAUAACUGGCUUAUCUGCCCUUAUUUUGUUUUUUGAACUUGGAUUCCAUGUCAAGGUUUUGGCUGAUGUAUCUGAUAUAAUAACUACUGGCAACAGUGGAGUGAUUAUACGCAUUUUUGGGUCAGUUAUUGCUGUUUGGUUGAUAGAAAUCUUUUUGGAAGCUCUCUUCAGAAAUACUGUUCCAAAAUCCAGUGCCCCAAAGUUUAGCAAGUUUCAUGGACUAGUGGAGCCAAUUGAGCCUGUUCAUGGUCUUAAUGACUUCACCAUUGACUAUGAGUGGGAUCAAGUCUGGCCUCUUGUGCCAAAGAAACGAGUGAUUGUGCCAUAUGGCACUCGGCAUGGCAGUGCCCACAGUGUGUUUCCCAUUGCUCCAGUCUACUCCUAUUUCAACUUUUGGGGACUCAUUAGCAGAGAAGAUGAAAGGGAAGGUAAUUGGUUUACCAGGACUUUGAAUUUGUGUGCAUUACCAUUACCUCUGGCAUUAAAAUGGUUGGCUAAAGAAGCUUGGAGUCUAAAGGAAGAGAAGCUGAUCAAACAGUAUCUAGCUGAUUUUCAAGGCCCUAUGUGUUUCUUUUGUGGUUGGCUGCAGGACUGGCCUUUACAUUAUGUGGACAAUCCUCAGCAAGCAGGGCUGGUAUUUAGCCACAUAAUUUGCAGAGAUAUUCUCUCAAUGACUAAACUAACUAAUAAGACCCAACGAGCUAGGUUUGCUCAACUUUGCCUCCAUCAGUGGAAUGGUCUGAUCUGUGGCAUUUUUCUCUAUGUCAUCAAACAAAGCCUGGAAUUAAGAAAUGAGCCUUCCUCUGCUUUAGUAAGUUUCAUACAUAGGCAUAUUAAAAUAUUUGGGAAACGGAGUCCACGUGAAAUUCAAGCAACUUGGAAGAAGCGUCAACUCCGUCUGAGAGAGUUACAGAUGGCUGGCAUACAAAAACGAGCUGAAAUAGAUGAAGUUUAUAAUCCUUCAGUUGGCAGUAACAGAAAUACCAGUGCCAUACAAUCAAAAUCAAAAUUUCCAAUCAGCAUUUUUGUUGGCUUGUGGCAUGUUGUAUGUAGAAGGCCAGCUAUCAUCAAGGAACCUGCUGCGCAGUCAUUGCAAACAGAUUUGCUGGAUGGCAUGGAAUGUGUUGAAGAAGAUGAAAUGUUGUUUGAGGACCUGGACAGAGCCUCUCUCAAUCUUGGUAAAGGGAGCAAAAAAGCCACGGAGUUUAGUCUUCUCAAAGCCAAGGACAUGCCUUCCUUUAGUGUCGAAGGUGAAGGACAUUUUGAUCAAACCUGGGUCUCAAGAACAGACGAUGUUUCUAAAAAAGGAAAGAGAAAUUUGUCUAGAAGAAAACUCUCGGAGCAGUCUGCUUCUUCAAAUUUUAAAGAAUCUCUUCUAGAAGUGAAAUUGAAUUUAGAUGCUAUAGAGGAAAAAGAGGCCUGCUCAAGUUCAAGUAAUGUAUCUGUGGUAGACAGUGACUCAUUACCUGGAUAUAUCACUUCCUCUGAUAGUGAAGUUUUAACUAGUGUUGCUGUGGACACCUCCUAUUCAGCCCUUUUCACAAAUGCCAAUUUUAACGCUAACAGUGAAGAUGACAGUGAAAAAGAUGUGGAUUUACCCUUGGUAAUGGAGAAGACCAAAGCAAGACUGGAGUUGAAAGAAGAGCGUCAAGACAUGGCAGCGGCCAUAUUGGCUCGGAAAGAUCCCCAAGAUCAAAAAGAGCAUAUAACAGCUGGUGCAGAUGUGCAAAGUUUUCCUAUAUCACAAUAUGAAUCUGCAACACUUGGUGUGCCGUAUGAUGAAAAUACUGCUUGCGUCAUAGAUCCUGACAGACCAACUCAUUUUCUGCGACACAGACAUGAAAUAAUUGGCUAUUGCUGCAAAAGUAAAAAAUGUUCUGCAUAUGUUGAAAUUCAUAAAAAGGUUGGGCAUACCUCUCUGGAAGUAUUGAAGAAAAUAAUCCAGGACAUGCUGAAUUUUGCUAUGGACAGUAAAAACAUCACAGACGUGGCCAAACUUUGGAAAAGGAAAAAAAUGGUUCUCCAGGUCUAUGACAUGAUGGAAAAGAAGGCCUUUAUGUAUAGUAACAAAGACUUUCAUGAUAUAUUGCCAAACCAAGAAGAAGGUUUUCUUUGCAAUCAACUAGUGACCUCCAUCCUCACGAUGCUUGAGACACUCAUAGAUAUUGUCCUUGUCAAUAAAGAGGAAUCUUAUCUUGCUCAAAUGGUUAUCAGGCGCAAGAAGUUUGGCGUACGACAAAAGCUUGUACGCCGUUGCCUUUUCUGUGCUCGUCAGGUGAAAGAUGAUACUGAAACUUUAGGUCAAGGCUGUGAUGAGAUGGACAAGCUUGUCAAAUUUUUUUCAAGAGACACCGUCUAUGUGGCAGAAAGGGAAAUCAAUAUAGAGCUGAAGUAUAAAGUGACAGUGCAGAACUACUGCGCCAUGAUGGUGAACGUGGCAAAGAAGGAUGUGAUGAAUGAGCUGGAGGAUCCACCCAUGGUGCUGGCCACCAAGGUGACAAGGGCCAUGAUCUAUAAGCUGCUUAAUGACAUGCUUCCUAAGCACACUAGCUUCAAGGAUAUGACAGCAGAUGAACUCAGGCGGCUUGGAACUAGAAGAGAAAGAAUACAAGCAAGGAAUGACCCCACUGCGAAAUCAAGUAGAAAAGAAACACCAGAAGAGAAAAAAAAGAAACAGAUGAUUCAAACUUUGCUGGAAGACCUCGGCAAUAGAUGGCGAGUGAAUGUGAAGGAGAAUGAACUGAAUCAUUGUUGCAUGCUACUGGCUCAGUGUUUGGUUCAGGAGCGCAUCCUUGGAUUCUCUCUCUAUUCCGGGCUGGUCAGUGAAGAGCAUGAAGAAGUCCUAGACAACAGUCGCUCUCGUCUCGGGGAAGUCGAGAAAAAAGCUUACACUGCCAUUCUCAAAAUUGCCAGGAAAGUGUUGCUCCCUCGAUUGCGGAAGGCUAUUGACUCUUCUCAAGACUUUGAUAUUUUAUUCACUAAGUUUAAAAUGGAAGCGGCCUACACUGCCGAGGUUCUAAAUGUUGUUCAGACAAUGAGUGAACCAGUCUUUAUGAAAACCUGCUGCUUCUAUGUGGAUGAUAUUGUGGAGAUAAAGAUGCAGGAGUUUAAAGAACUUGCAACUUAUAUGAAAUAUAUGGAACCUGCAAAAGACAUUACUGGUCAUUUAAAGUUAAAAAUGAUGAAAGCCAAAUACAAAAUUGAUGAACCUUUUUUUGAACAAAAUGUUCGGUAUAAUUUUUCUUUCUCAUCCCCCAUACUAAGAUGGGGAAAUGUUGCCAUUAAAGGUGUGCCUGCAUUUCCUAAUGAUCUGAAAAAGGAAUCUGACUCUAUAAAGUUUGAUCAGUGGCUACCAAAGAUCAUGCAAGUUGGUGCUAAAGAUGAAAAUUUGGAAAAAAUUACUUCCAGGGUUCUUAAAGCAAGACGGAAACUCAAAGGGUAUCUGGAUCUCAAUGAAGUGGAGAAGAAAAGAAAAUUAGAAGCUCAUCUCGGCAGAGUGCAAGCCAAUUUAAUUGAACAAAUAACCUUAGCCUCACAGAAUAUCUCUGAUACAUACACUCAAGAGACAGACUUUCAAAGAGAAUACCAUAGGGAUGAAUUAUUCAAUGUUGAGUUUUAUGCUACAAGCAAACUGCAGGUUCCAUUUUGUUCCGCCAUGGGAACCAUCUUAAUUUUGCUUGUUGUUCUGUUGACACUGUUGAUGAUGUUUUUUACCACAUUUAAGACCAGUCGCAUGGAGGUGAAGGACGUCCGAAACUGGUUUGUCUACUGCUGCUUGGCAUUUUUAUUACACUCUUUAGUUUUUGAGCCACUCAAGUGUGUAUUUUACCGUAUUUUCAACUGGUAUGUUGACUGAUGCAUCAAUAGCUUGUAUGCUGACUAUUACACUAUUAAGAUUGAAUGUUGACUGAUAUAUCUUAACUUGAAUGUUUACUAAUGCAUUAUUAACUAGUAAGCUGACUUAUAAAUCUUUAACCUGUUUUUUUUUUACUUUUAUUUCUUUAAUUUGUGUGUGAUAAAUCUUUGACUAAGUGUGUUGUAUGUUGACUGCCUGGUACAUUUUUAGCUUUUAUGUUGACUGAUACAUCUUAACUUGUAUGUUUACUUAUGCAUUUCUAACUAGUAAGCUGACUGAGAAAUCUUUAAAUCUGUUUUUUUUACUUUUACUUCUUUAACUUUGACUAAUCUGUGGGUCUGAUAUAUAUAUCGUGUAUGUUUUUGGCUGACUUAUACAUUAAUAGAUAUUAAAUAUUUGACUAAUGUGUGAGUCUGAUAUAUUUUUGACUAAUCUGUGGGUCUGAUACAUCUUUGACUAAUCUGUGGGUCUGAUAUCUUGAUCUUGUAUGUUUUUGGCUGACUUAUACUUUAAUAGAUAUUAAAUAUUGGUAUGUACCUAGAAUUUAUGUUAGAUACAAGUUCUGUAUAUUGUUAGAUUGUGGAUAUCAACAUACGGUGUUAAUUGUUAUACAAGUAUUGUUACAUCAAUCCAAUAGUCCUUGUUUAUAUGAACAAUGUCUGCAGACUUAUUAGUUUGUUGAUUAUUCAGCUAAUUGUUUUCCAGAUGACCAAGUAAUGUUUUCUCUAAGUGAAAUUAAUCUUUUUUUUUCUUGACUAUUAGAAAUGUAAGUUUGAUACUUUUCUUCAAUAAACCUUUUUGAUUUUAAACUAAUUAUCUUGUGUGCAAGUGUGUAUGUUAUGGUUUUAUGGCCUUGUGUAUGGGUAUAUGUGUACACUUUGAUAUGAUUCAUAAUCUUGUGGACUGGUAAGAUUUCUUCUUUCCACUUAAUUUUUUUUCCUAACCAUUCUGAAGAGUCUGGUUGGGAUUGUAGUGCUAAUACAUUCUAGAGACUCAA